UUACCAGUUGUUUCCAGAGGGAGUUUUUCCACAUGCACACACACACAUAUUUGUUUUUUUUAACAAGGUUAUUUGUAAUCUUAUGUAAAUGGACACAGGUAUUAAGAAAACAAAACAGAUCGAUCUUAUUCACCAGGUCUGUAUAUCCAGAGCUACACGUCCCUGAAGAAUGCAGGAAGCAAAAAUAGAAAAUUAAAAGGCGACCCAGCAGACUGCUCAGGGAUGACAAUGUCCAGGGCAGUGCGUCUGGUGCUGUGGGACGUGAAGGACACUUUGCUGCGUGUGCGCAGGUCAGUGGGACAGCAGUACUGCGAGGAGGCUACGCGAGCCGGCCUAACCCUGUCUCCUGCCGAGGUGGACACCGCCUUCCGUCGAGCUUACAAGCAGCAAUCUGCAAUUUACCCCAACUACGGCAUAGCCCAGGGGCUUGGAGGGCAAGCCUGGUGGGCUCGGGUAGUACGAGACACAUUCUUACAGUGCGGCGUGCGGGACGAAGUCCUCCUGGACAGGUUAGCGCACAAUCUGUACCACGGCUUCAGCAGACCGGAAAGCUGGGAGGUGUUCAGUGACUCUGAACGGACCCUGAGGAGCUGCGCCUCUCUGGGCCUGCAGCUGGGAGUCGUGUCCAACUUUGACCUCCGGCUGGAAAGCAUUUUGCAUGGAUAUGGGCUUCUGCCCUAUUUCUCCUUUCUGGUGACCUCAGAAGGAGCCGGGGUGGCCAAGCCCAACCCAGAUAUCUUCCGGAAGGCUCUGCAGAAGUGCGGGUUGCCGGCUGCCAGCGUGGCGCAUGUUGGGGACAGCUACAUCAACGACUACCUGGCCGCACGCUCCCUCGGCAUCCGGGGAUUCCUCCUGGACAGAGGAGGAGGCGAGGGGUCAGCGCAGGUUCCCUCCGAGGAUCGCCUUCUGUCCCUCGACGAGCUGCCUUCACGGUUAAAGCAGAAUGCGGACUGAUGGUCAGAAUGCAAUGCAGGAGGUCCAGAGGAAAGUCAGUCAGAUCAAGGUUUUGUAUUGGUCAUAACAAGUGAAGCAUAAAAUUAAAGUGUAAUCAGCCCCAGACAUAUAUUCCUUACUAUCCCACGGUAUUGUAUGAUCAGGAAUAAAGUGUCUUUAGUGACUCUUCACAUUAAUAGAACUAGUGCUGACUAGUGCAGUAUCGUGGGGCCAGCUGUGAUUAUCUAAAAUGAAAUUAAGCAGGUAUAAUAAAUGGAUGGAUAUAAGAAGGUAAAUUGCUCAUAAAACAGGCCUUUGCUCCCUAAAGGCUGGACCACUUUUUUUUUUUUACCAAGAAUCACCAGUAGGUGGCACACACGCAGCAUGAGGGUCCAUCAGGCAAAACUCAGCAUUUCCUUCAAUGACUUCAAUUUAAUGAUUUGUAAUAGGCAGAGGUGACUCUAGGGACUCUGGGGGCCCUAGGUAAAAAAACUCCAUGGGGCCCCCCAACUCCCCCACCCCUGGCAAGGUAAAGUUUGUUACUU
This is a messenger RNA of Paramormyrops kingsleyae, 1478 nucleotides long. It is a transcript of the gene hdhd3, whose product is annotated as haloacid dehalogenase-like hydrolase domain containing 3. Lineage: Eukaryota; Metazoa; Chordata; Actinopteri; Osteoglossiformes; Mormyridae. The record is from RefSeq and is a predicted model, not a curated record. Gene Ontology annotation, cellular component: nucleus.